CGGUGUUACUCUAGUGUUGUGAUGAUGGCAGUCGUCACUAUGGUUCAAACUUGACGUGUUCGAGGUACAACUUGACUCGUUAUACUCCUUAUCGUACACUCUGAGGACUCCCGAUUAACCAAGUGUUGUAUUGAGUGUGACAGUGAGACAUUGGUAAAUUUGCAAUCAUGCACAGAGUGAGACACUCUGUGAGGGAUGAUUCACUCGCUCAGCUGGUCUCUUCAGGUGACGUCAUGAGGACGCCACGUCAAAUGUCUCUCCAAAAAGAACUGGAUGCAUCCUCAGUCGUAGAUGGCACCAUGGAUGGUAUACCAACAUCUUUCUCACCUGCUCUUCCUCGCACCACUCCCUUUGGACUAAGUCUAAUGGAGAGUCCCAGCUUGAUAAUGGAAGAUGUGACAGCACCAGUUCACUCUACUGUUAUGGGGGAUGCAACCUUGGAUGUCACCAGUGCUGCUCUCCUGGCUGAUGAUGACCCAGGAGUCCGAGCAACACAGGUUCUCUUCUCUGAGUUCAUAAACAUCAUGGUGGCCCACCCAUCAGAGACACAGGUUUGGGAGGAGCUGGAGCAGUAUGAGCGGGUGUGUUGUCAGCAAGUGGAUGCCCUGGCCAAGCUUAUCCGCAAGGCUCCGAGACAUUGUGCCAACUUUACAAACACUCAAAAGGUUUACCAGCAACUACUAAGUGAACGUAACACUUGGAGGCUGUUGGGUUCAUUGUACAGUGAGCGCUUACGUGAUGAUACCAGCACUAAAGACUCGCCUAUGAUGGAUGAAAAGCCAACCACAGACUUGAAUGUUGUCACUCAUCUGUACGACACCAACCGCACAGUUAGAGAGGCGCAGAUUGUAAUUGACUGGUUGGAGAAGAAUGCAGCGGAUGACUUUGACAGCAAGUUCUACGACCGUGUGGAAUACUUUGGAGAUACUCAUAUAGCCUGGGAAAAUACACUCAAAACUCUUAAGAAUGAGAACAGUGGUGUUAUUCAGCCGCUGAAAGGAUCACGGCCACUGGUAACUUCACUCGACCCUGACUCUAGUCUACGUCAGGGUCGACCUCUACAUGACUUAGACCAGGAAGAUGAAAUGCGUCUUUUGCGAUGUGUUUUUGCCCAUGUUCGCUCAGGCCAAGUAGCAGCUGCAGAGGACUUGUGUAUCAAGGCUGGUCACCAGUGGAGAGCAGCAACACUGGAAGGCUGGAGGUUGCACCAUGACCCCAACCCGACAGACCCAUCUCAGCGUCAACCUAUUGCUGGCAAUCCUUACAGAGAUGUGUGGAAGGCAGUAGCAUGGCGUAUCGCCAGUGAUGAGCGACUACCAGUGUAUGAACGAGCUAUAUAUGGAGCUCUUUGUGGCCACCUGCAGUCAGUGCUCUCAGUAUGUAAUGAGUGGCAGGAUGUGCUGUGGGCAUAUACACACACCAUGGUGGAUCAGUGGGUGGAGGAGAAACUCCGUGCUGCUGCCACACACUUGAGGCCACUACACCCUUUGCCUAAAGACUUCCCAGAAGAAAAACUUUCCAUGAAAGGAGUGUUUGAGGCAGUAGAGUGCAGCCCAGAGGUUCAGAAGCAACAAGGCAAGAACCCUUAUCACCUCCUGCAAAAAUAUCUCAUUCUGGAUGAGGUGGAAACCCUGCUACAGGAGGCACAUGUGUGGCUUGGUGAUGGCCUGGCGCCCCAUCUCCUGCGUUGUCUAACUCACCUGGUGCUCUUCUUGCGCAGAAUUGGUCGUAUCACACAGGAACUGGAACAUCUUUGUACUGAUAUACUCGAAGCUUGUGUUAAGGAAUCCAUAGAACGUGGGGAUGUAGAGCAAGUGGCUUGGUACACAUCUGUGUUACCCAUGUGGCUUCAGGUGGAGUGGUAUGCACGUUUCCUUCACAACAUAACAGAUGACCACCAUCGUCGGCAUGCUCUACAACUUGCUGCCACAGUAAAUCUAGAUACUCAUGCCAUCACCUCGGCUGUCGUCACCAAUAUAAGGUUGUCAUCCAACAUUCGUGAUCCUGAGGGAGAGAUGGUGUCAGAAACUACAGCAGAGGAUCGAGUUAAAAUCAGCGCCAUAGAUUGGCUUCUGUAUGAUCCACAGCAGCGAGUAGAAGCUCUGAGACAGGCCAAUGCUUUAAUGCGUACUUUCCUUAUUUCACGCAAGAUUGGUGCCACUCGAGCAUUGUUUAAUAAAAUCCCGAGUGAUUCAGUUAAUGUAAUAAUGAAGGAACAUGAAGCAGAGUCGGGAUCUUCUAACCUUCCACCUCAUGCAGCAAACACUGUGCGAGAAUACUUCUGCAUUCGGACCUUCUUAGAUGCUCAGGAUGCAUUCACUGAUUGGUUUGAUCACUACCAUCAAAAGAGGCCAACUGCUCCACAGAAACCAGCACUUGGCUCUGGCUUUUCUCAGCAAGUAGCAUACGAGCAAACAGAACAGCAUUACAAAGGGGAUAUGGAACGGUGGAAUCAUACCUUGAAGCUUAUCACCAAAACUGCAAGUGACCGCCUGUACAAUGUCCUGCUGUUCCCUGAGGGUGGUUGGUUGAUGGAUUCAGUUUUAGAUGACCAAGAACCAGAAGUUACUGGAGUUAGUGGGGCUGAUGAAAGUGGUGAAGUCCGACCUGAUACCCCUGAACCUAACCGUGCUCACCACUUGUCAGUACUUAGGUCCAUUUAUAUACCACAGGUGACAUCAUUACUUCAGAAUAUCCUGCAUUCUACACAAAACUACAAAGAAUGCAUUCAGUUAGCUGACAUAGUUGCAUCAGAGCAACACCAGCUUUAUAAGGCCUUUGGGAGUGGUGAGUUGCAACGAUUCUUGGUCAAACUGCAGGAAACAUCGAGGGAACUUUUGGAUCGCAACUGUGAUGCUUUGGGUUACCCACUUAAGUAGAUUUUGUAUUGUAAAGUUAAAUUUUUUAUUAAAUGAGACCAUAAGAAAAAUGGAACAUUGUUUUAUACCUGAACUGUAUUAAUAUCACAGAGGGGUUGAAUGUGGUCAACUAUCCAUUGAUAAUUUUACAGAAAUCCAUCACACUUCUUUUCUUUAGUACAGGAAUUGAAUUAAUUAAAAUUUUUGUGACUUAAAAAAUGUGAGUAAAUAACAUGCAGUGGUUUGAUAUAUUAAGUACACAAGCUCAGAACAGGAAACUUAAGUCUGUACAUAUUUUUAUUUAAGAAUUUAUUGUUUAGCAUUUUUCUGUAUCCAUACAGCACAUGCAGUCACCACUGUACUCUGUUUCCUCCUUUGCCUCUGCCUUUUUCCCUAUAAUGAGUCACUUUUAAUCCUUCACCUGCAGUUAUUUAUCGAUCAUAAUCGAAGUGAUCAGUUUAUUGCAUUGGUUUAUUGUACUGUUAAUUGACAUCCCCCUCUCUCUCUCUCCCUCUGUAUAAAUGUAAAAUGAACAACUGUACUGUAUUUCUUUUAACUUUUCAAGAGGUAGAUUAGGAAAUGCCCAAAGAGGUAAAUUUUAUUUACUUGUUAUCCAAUGGAAAUUGUUUAGAACCUAAGGAAUUCUUUUUUUUUAAUAAUUUUGAGGUAUUUAUAAUGCUUUUUUGUAUUUGCAAUAAAUUUUUUUUUUUAUA
Homarus americanus (American lobster) is the source of this 3571-nucleotide messenger RNA. It is a transcript of the gene Nup107, whose product is annotated as nuclear pore complex protein Nup107-like. The coding region runs from base 168 to 2879 and encodes 903 amino acids. Gene Ontology annotation, cellular component: nuclear pore outer ring; nuclear pore. NCBI's taxonomy places the organism in Eukaryota, Metazoa, Arthropoda, Malacostraca, Decapoda, Nephropidae. Gene Ontology annotation, molecular function: structural constituent of nuclear pore. The record is from RefSeq and is a predicted model, not a curated record. The transcript has 18 exons. Gene Ontology annotation, biological process: regulation of DNA-templated transcription; post-transcriptional tethering of RNA polymerase II gene DNA at nuclear periphery; protein import into nucleus.